GGUCCAUCUAGAUAUUCACUUUUACUAUUAUAGACCUUAUCAACUUUGUUGGAGAAUUUAAGCGAUGGCUUCUACUUCAAACAUUCUUCAACUUCACCAUGUCCAUCUUCUUCCUUCCAUUCAUCCAAUUUCUUCCAUAAAACAAUUCACUAUGAAAUGUACUUCCAAUUCCAUAUCUGAAUCUUCUUCAGACCCAGAAUUCCUAACCCCAAAUUCAGAAACAACAAUUAGCCCAGAAAAAUUCCCAAUUGAAAAACGUCGAAAAUCCGAGAUAAUCCGUGACAGAAAAUCAAGAACUGGGCUAGUAAAGCAAGACCCACCAAAUUUCGAAAUUGGGUGGAAGAGAACAAAGCCGAUUCCAUUAGAGAAGCCAAUUGGGUAUGUGAUAAUGGAUUUUUUGGAGAAAUUGGAGGAGUUAAUGGCUAGGGAUUUUGGGUCGACGGCUUUGUUAGCAAAAGUGGGAGAAAUAGUUGCAGAAAGAGCUAGAGAAGAAGCGGAAGUGUUGAGGGAAGAAGGGAAAGUUGAGGAGAGGAUGGUGACGGAAUUGUACAGAGUUUUGAAGCUAAUGGAGAUGGAUUUAGCUAUGGUGAAUGCUGCUGUAAAAGAAGAAACAUUGAAUGAAAGACUUGAACAAGCUAAAGCACGUUGUAGGCAAGCUAUUCUUGUUGCUAAUUCUUUUUGAGAGCUUUUGCAAGCUCGAAUCUUUUCAAGGUGUUAUAUAAUUUCGAGUAACAUUUGUAGUGUAUCUUUCGUUAACAAACCUGAAUUGUGUUGGGA
This is a messenger RNA of Solanum dulcamara, 777 nucleotides long. Its product is annotated as protein CHLORORESPIRATORY REDUCTION 41, chloroplastic. Bases 65 to 682 code for a protein of 205 amino acids. NCBI's taxonomy places the organism in Eukaryota, Viridiplantae, Streptophyta, Magnoliopsida, Solanales, Solanaceae. The record is from RefSeq and is a predicted model, not a curated record. The transcript has a single exon.